Contarinia nasturtii (swede midge) is the source of this 2016-nucleotide messenger RNA. It is a transcript of the gene BBS4, whose product is annotated as Bardet-Biedl syndrome 4 protein homolog. Lineage: Eukaryota; Metazoa; Arthropoda; Insecta; Diptera; Cecidomyiidae. Bases 196 to 1653 code for a protein of 485 amino acids. The record is from RefSeq and is a predicted model, not a curated record. Gene Ontology annotation, molecular function: protein binding. The transcript has 11 exons. Gene Ontology annotation, cellular component: ciliary basal body. Gene Ontology annotation, biological process: cilium assembly; protein localization to cilium.
ACUCAUACAAUUUUUUUACCCCAUUCUGUGGAAAAGACAAUAUGGCAUGAAAUAAAUUUGGCGAAUUUGUUUAUUGAAGUGAAACUUUAAAAAAAUAUGUACCAUUGAAUACUGUGAAAUAAACAGAGACGAUAAAAAGAAAACAAAAACGUUGGAGACGAGAAAAGAAGAAAAAUCUUGAGUAUAUCAAAGAACAUGGAUAAUAAUAUUGUGUGCAAUGGUCGAUCGAAUCCAAUGAUGUCGAAUUCAGCGCCGAAUAGAGAUGCGCGGAAUAACGGUACCGCUAACCAUUACAAAACAACCAUAGACCUGGCUAUGAUACCGAAUUUGAAUUGGUUAAUCCACAUGGCCUUUGUGCGACAGGACUAUAAAUACUGUAACGAAGUCAUUGAAUAUCAAUUCAAUGAAACAUACGACCAUGAAUAUUUGUAUUACAUUAAGGGUUUGAUUGCACGCACCGAAGGUAACUUACAGGAAUCAUUGCAGUACUUACAAAAGGCCAUUGAAUUUAAUCCAAAUAAUCUAGACAAUUCGAAAGAGAUUGCAAAAACAUUAUAUGCCAUGGAACGCUACAAACAGGCUUUGGAAAUCUUUGUAAAAAUUGAUAAAACUUCACCGAACGGUGACCACGAAGUUUGCUAUUACAUUGGCGAUCUAUUAUAUCGAAAGUGCAAUCGUAUGCAAGUGGCUGUGUCCGACGAAGUAAAAGAGUACUUUCAUCGUGCCGUUCGAGAUGGCAAGCAAUUAGAAAGCUAUGCUCUACUUGCAGAAAUCUAUAAAGCUGAAAAUAAUGUGCCCAAAGCAAUUGAAAUGCUUGAAAAUGUCAGACAAAUAACAACCGAAAACAUUGAUAUUCUAACGGAAAUUGGGAUUUUAUAUUUACGAAUCAAUGAUACAAAAGGCGCAUUCGACAAAUUAUUCGAAGUGACCAAAUUACAUGAGAACUGCCCGAAGGCACUUUUGGCACUUGGAUCUAUUUUGCAAUCAAAAAACGAUGUGGAUGGUGCGCUCAACAAGUAUAAACUUAUCGAUACGGAUAACCAAAAAGGUGCCGAAAUAUGGAACAAUGUUGGACUAUGCUUCUAUAAAAAGAAGAAAUUUAUAGCGGCGAUAUCCUGCUUAAAAAAGGCCGUAUGGCUUGAACCAACCAAUUUCAAUUGUCUAUUCAAUUUGGGACUCAUCUAUUUAACAGCCCAACAAUAUGCGAGCGCAUUCCAUACACUAGCUGCUGCUGCAUGCAUUCGAUUAGAUAACGCUGAAUGCUAUAUGUUGCUGGGAGUUUGCUUGAGAAAUUUGAAUGACCAUGGUAAUGCAUAUUUGGCCUUUGAGCGUUCGGUUAUCCUGCCAGAUGCUAUCAAAAAUCCAUUAAUUUAUUUGAAUUGUGCCCUGUAUAAUAUGCAAAUGAAACGAUAUGAGGCGGCAGUUCCAAACUUGAGCAAUUUCUUCAGCAUUGCUGAACAUAUAAACGUUCGACAUGAACAUAAAGCAUUGGCGGAAAAAAUGAAAGAAUUUCUACCGCAUCCAAGUGUUUCAAAUAGCGAAGUUGAAGUGGAAUAUUCAACCGAAAAAGGAGGCCCGGUUGAAGCAAACGAUAUUGAAGGUGGCGGUGAAGCAAUGGCAGCUGCACUUGAUGAACAUGAAAAUUUAGUGUAACACCAUUUUACUAUCAAAUAGAUGAAUUUAUCUCGUAAUUUAUAGACCAAACACACGAACAACUCAAAUGAGACACAAUUUUUCUCUUGCAAAUUGUUAACUAAAUGGUUUUUCAAUUUUUAUUUUAUAAUUAAGGGGGAUGGUUUGGGAUCGAGGAGUGGGUUUUGUAUUUAUAAAGACAAAACAAAAUAUUUAUUUUCUUAGAAAAGAACGUUUAUGCAUAUUUAAGACAAAUUUUUUCUUUAUCCUUUCUUUUAUCAUCAUGUUUUCAACUAAAUACAACAAUUUUUUUUUCGAAAUUUGAUCCGUUAUUCAAUACCUAUUCUGAUAUUUACUCCUUUCUUUUAAGUGCUAGUUUGCAUU